AAAUGCUCCUUAUACUGAAGAGUUUCUGUUUAGUUAGUAGUAUAAAAUGAGGCGGACGCUCCCUCUUGCACGUAUGACGUACAUGUCGACGUAGGCGGAAGAGGAUAUCCACAUCCUGGAGAUUGCACGUCAACAGUAGCUGUAGAGAGAGAUGCUGCUAAUACAUUAAGUUAGGUACAUUCACUGUGGACGUCUACAUUUUGCCUGAUAUAGCUAUCGAUAUCAUAAUCAUAAUCGGACAAAAUGGAGCAAGACCCGAAUCCCGAGUCUUUGACCUCCCCCUCUGGUCAAGGGCCUGGAAAGUCGAAGCUGGACACACUGUCAAAAGAAGACCUAAUCAAGUAUGCUAAAAAACAAAUGGCUUUAAUGCAGAAGAUGAAAUCCAAAUGCUCAGAUUUAGAAAAAGAAGUCGACAAGCUCAAAGCCCAGCCAAAGAGCAGUUCAGAUGAUUCUAUAAUCAAGGAAUUGACAGAGAAGAUGGAUAUGGUUCUGCUGGAGAAAGCAGAAACACAACAGAAUCUGGUCCUUCUGCGUAAAGAAAAUGCAGGCACUAAACAGCAGGCACAGGAUCAUCUUGAUGAAAUGGCAAAGCUUCAAGAAAAGUUGGAUCAAGCGCAGAAUGAGCACUUAAGAAUAAUUGAUAGUUUACAAAAAGCAAUUGAAACCGCAGAAGUUAAACACAAGGAAGACCUUGAACAUGUUCAACAGCUCAUGAAGGAGCAAAGACAAAAUGAACAGAAAACUGAAAAUCAAAAACAAGGGGAAAUUGAUGAAUUGAAGGCAAAUCUAGAAGAAAUGCACAAAUGCUAUGAGAAUAGGAUAUCCGUCGUGCGGCAGGAGCUGGAGGUGGUGAAAAAUGAGAGGCUUGAAACUGAAAGGCUCAGAGAGGGUCAUCAAAAGGCACUCUCAGAAUCACACAGUGCACUGGAAGACCUCCAGGGGGAGUUGGCAAAGUUCCACCAGCUACACGAGGAAGAGGUCAGAGACUUGAUGUUGCAGCUGGAGGAGAAUGCAGCCGACUAUGAGAUGGAAAGAGAGCGACUCUUACUUCUCCAGGAUGAGCUUUCGGAGCAACUUGCAAUGAAGGAAAGUUACCUGCAAGAUGUCCAGGAAGAGGAGGAGGACCCAAACAGGUCAGGGCUGCAUAAAGAUGCGUUGGUGUGUAAAAUGUUGAAUUUCUCAGGUGCAGAGGACCAGGGUGAUGAUGAAGUGAGCCAACUGAAGGCAAACUUAGAAGAUUUGCAGGCCCAGAACACCCUGGUUCAAGAUGAGCUUACAUACAUACGUAAUGUCAAAACAGAGCUGGAAUCUGACCUCCAGCAUGUGAGACAGGAAUCCCAACUGGAGAAGGAGGAACUUGAGUUCAAGAUUAAUGAACUUCAAAUGACCAAAGAUGAUGGUGUGAACGCUUUAGAGAACCUUCACAUCACUAAUGAGGGAGGGGAUAUGACAAAUGAUCUGCAUGAACAAGAGGUCCAAGACUUGAAACAACUUCACAAGACCAAAUUACAUGAGCUUGAAAGAACGCUGCUCUCACAAAAUGAGACUGAUAAAGAAAUGCUGCUCCAAGAAAUACAAGAACACAGAAACAGGUGUGAGCAAUUGGUUGUUGAGAAGAAUCGUGCCAUUGAAGAGUGCACACGCGCACAGGAAAUUCUUAAGAGUUUUGAGUUAGAGCUAGGUGAAAAAACAGAUGACUUUAUAAAGCAGUACGACGCCAUGAAGGAGCAGAGUGCAUCUUCUGUUCAGGAUUUGCAGGAGAAGCUGGGGGUGACAUGCAGUGAGAGAGACCACUUACUGGAACAAAUGGAGAGCCUUCAGCUCACAGCAAAGUCAGUGCAGGACCUGACGGUCUCCUCAGAUGCUCUGCGAAAACAAAACGAGGAAAUUCUCUCUCAGCUCCACCAAAAAGAGACUGCUGUGAUGGAGCUGAAGGAGAUACUGGAUGCGGCGUCCUCAGACCAAAACAAUCUUCAACAGUGUUUGGAGAAAGCACGUGCAGAAUUGGUUAAACUUCGAGAAGACUGUGAUGUGGAGAGGUCAGAGAGAUUAAAGGUCUCUGACAGUUUUGAAAGUAUAUCCAAGGAUAAAGCAGAGAUGCAGCGUAGGCUGGAUGAACUAUCAUCAACUCUUGAAAGUACCUUAGCAGAAAAGGAUAGCAUUGGGACACUGGUGACAGAUUUGAAUAACAAACUCACUCUGGCUGUCUCCGAGAAGGAGGAGCAGUGCAGCCAUGCUGUUGUGGAGGACCGUGCUGCUCUUCAGGAAAAAGAUGAGCAGUCUCAGGAUCCUAUUAACUGUCUGAGAUCAGAAGCCAUUAGCACUUCUAAUGAAGAAAGAGACAGACUUCAGAAGUGCCUUCAGAGUAUGUCAGAUGAGCAGGAUGCACUGAAAAUGGACAAGAAUGCCAUUGAGGCAAAGCUCUCUGAAGCUUAUGGUCAUAUCAUGAACUUACUUGAUCGAAAUAACUGGGAUGUAUGCACAGAUGACAAGGAUAUCCCUGGUCUCUUAGAUGCCCUCGUAGCAGUGGUGCAGCAGGAGAAACUGGACCUGACUGACAGUAUAGCAGAGUUGACGGAGGAGAUGGAGAGGCUUAAGCAACAGAGCACCCAGACUCAGGUUGAGCUCCAGGCUCACGUGGAGGAUCUCAGUCGUGAGAAGAGCUUGUUAAAGGGGAACCUUGAUGAGGUUGUGUCUGAUGUAGAAGCCUUGCAAAGGGAUCUUUCUGAAAUGAAGACCGUGAAUGAAAAGAUGAAAGUGGAAAACCAAGAGCUGCUUGCUCAAAUUGCAGAAGCUUCUGAGAAGUUGUCAGCCAGCGAACAUGAUGGAAUGUCAGGGGAAAACAAGGAGAGUUUGGACCAAAUCCAUAAUGAGAGAGAGGAGGUGCAGCAGCUGCUGACGGAGAAAGAAUCCCUUUUGACACAGCUGAGGGAGGAGAUGGCUAUUUUACAGAAGUCGACUAAGACUGAUGCUGCCUCCAGUGAAGAUAACAUGAAGGAGUACACUGAAAAAAUUGCAAUACUGGAAAAGGAAAGCAAAAGCAGAGAGGAAAGGAUGAACAAAAUUAAAGCUGUCGCUGUGAAGGCCAAAAAAGAACUGGAUAAUAGCAGAAAAGAGGUGGUUGCUUUGAAAGAAGAGGUGGGGGCUUUAAAAGCAGAGCGAGACAGAGUCUCAAGUUCGAUGAAAGACAUUAUCCACGGGGCUGCGGACUAUAAGAACCUCAUGAUGGACUAUGAUGGGCAGACUGAGCUUUUGGAUAAGGAAAGAGAAAAGCUUGAGGGGGCGGAGAGACAAAUCGGAGAUUUAACCAAACGUCUGCAAACUGCCAUCCAGCAGCACGAGCAGUGCGCUUCAGAGAGAGAGGACCUGAUGGCUCGACUGGACACUCUGCAGACUAACGUCAGGCAGCUGGAGGCUCAAGCUCUUGAGAUGCACAAGGUCAAAUGUGCACUAGAAAAGGACCUGGAGGGAGAAAGGCUCUUAAAAGAACAAAAAGUCAAGGAGCAUUUGUCUGCGGUUAAGGAGGUGGAGGAACUCCAGGGUCAGCUGCGCAAACAGAAGCAGCAGCUCCAGCAGACUGCACAGGAGCUCGAGCAGCUUCGCAAGGAUGCUCAGCAGAGCUCUCUGAUGGACAUGGAGAUGGCAGACUAUGAGCGCCUGGUGAAAGAGCUCAACAGUAAGAUAGUGGAGAAAGACACUCACAUUGAGGAUCUGGAAACGCAGCUACUGACCCAGAAAAACAAAGAGGAGAACUUGAAUGAGGAGAUCGAAUCUCUGAAGUCCCAGCUAGACCAAGGGGAAGAGAAGUCAUCCAAGAUGAAACAGCUGCUGGUGAAAACUAAGAAGGAUUUGGCUGAUGCCAAGAAAAAUGAAGCUUCUCAGAUGCUUUCCCAGGCUGCUUUGAAGGGAGAGCUGGAGGCAUAUCAACAACAACUGGAAGACUAUAAGAUUCAGUGCAGUGAGCUGGCAGCGGAGCGUCACCGACAGCAGGAGCAGCUGAGGGUGGCGGCUGAGCAGCACCAGAGGACCGGUGGAUCACUACAGCACAGGCUGAACACGCUUCAAGAGGAGUGCAGCUUAGCUAAGGCUGAACUGGCUGCGACCACGUCAGAAUUUGAGAGCUACAAGGUGCGCGUUCAUAAUGUUCUAAGGCAGCAGAAAAACAAGAGCUCGGCCCAGAAUGACGGUGAUGUCACCAAGCAGGAAAGGGAGCACAUGGAGAGCAUGCUGGAGCAGCUGCAGAGCAAGUUGAAGGACUCCCAGCAGAACCUGCAGGCCAGCAGUGCAGAGCUCCAGCAGCUCCAGACGGAGCACGACACCCUGCUGGAGCGCCACAACAAGAUCCUGCAGGAGACCGUGGUCAAAGAGGCCGAGCUCAGGGAGAGGCUCUUGUCGCUGCAGUCUGAGAACAUGGCCCUGAAGGCUGAGCAUGCCCAGACGGUCAGCCAGCUGAGCUCCCAGGCGGACACCCUCCGCAGCAGCUUCCGGGAGCAGCUGCGUCACGUCCAGGACGAGCACCGCGGGACAGUGGACACGCUGCAGCAGCAGAUCAGCCGAGUGGAGACCCAGCUCUUCCACCUGCAGAAAGAGCCCAAUGCCAGCCCUCUCCAGCAGAGUAAAAAGAUGCUGCAGGAACGGAAGCCCACAGACCUGCCUCUGUUUGAGCUGCAGUCCAUGGCGCGCGAGGAGGGGGAGGGCAUGGAGACGGCCGAGACGGAGUCGGUGUCAUCAGCAGGCACGCCCCUGGCCUCUCUGGAGCAGCUCCUGUCCUCUCCUGAUCCCAGACAUGAGCCCUUUGUGUGGCAGGUGGAGCCCACUAAAGAGGAGCUGAGCCAGAAGCUCAACACAGCCACCCGGAGCAUGGAGCACAUGAAUGGACUGCUGCAUGAAACAGAAGCUACUAAUGCCAUCCUCAUGGAGCAGACCACGCUGCUGAAGAGCGAGGUGCGGCGGCUGGAGAGGAACCAUGAGCGGGAGAAGUCCGUGGCCAACCUGGAGUACCUGAAGAACGUGCUCCUGCAGUUCAUCUUCCUGCACUCGGGCAGCGAGAGGCAGGCCCUGCUGCCCGUCAUCCACACCAUGCUGCAGCUCAGCCCCGAGGAGAAGAGCAAGCUGGCCGCCAUCGCUCAGGGUGAAGAGGAGGCAGACCGGUCUAGAGGCUCUGGGUGGAGCUCCUACCUGCACAGUUGGUCUGGGAUCCGAUGAGAGGUGUCAGAUGCACCCUCAACAGGCUCCUAGGUGUCAGAUGGAUCCGAUGAGAGAUGCACCCUCAACAGGCUCCUAGGUGUCAGAUGGAGCCUCUUACUUUUCAUUUGUCACCUGAGCUCAAUAUCAUCUUCCAAAUGACUUUAAGUACACCCCUUAUGCCUUUCCUGAAAGAUUUAUCUGUUUGUAUAUUUUGACAAAGAUUCACUUAUGGCAGUUCUACAUCAUUUAUAAAUGGAUAUACUGUAUAUAUAUAUGAAUGAAUACAUUUAUAUAAAUGAAUAUUAGCUAGACCUUCCUAUAAAUCGAUGGGAUGGUUUGUUACUGAUGGCUUAUAGCUGACAUUGUUUUCCAAGUUCUUUUUGUUUUGUUUAUGAUUUCACUUGGUGUUUACCGAUGUAAAGCAUAUAUUAUUUCAGUUGAAGACUUUGCAACUGUGACAGUCAUAAUACGUAAAUCACUUAAAUCAAAAAAACUGUUUCUGAAACAAUUCAUACCUGUUGUUGAUUUUAACACUUGAUGUUAACUUUCACUGGAAUUGAAUCUCAAAAGGGAUACUUUAAUGUUUUAAAGGUACAGCUAUCAACACUGUAUAAUAUCAACAAUAUCAUAGAACUACACAAUGUUUCAUAAUAUUUUCAGGUUAGAAUCUGUUUCAUUUCACCAUACUGACUCAUAUCAAGGCAUCUUUAUGAACUGAAAUAGUACAUAUGUUCAGACUCAACAGAAGGCUCAUCAGAUACUAUAUAAAUAAAUGACCCACUGUCAAACAUACCAUGAGGGGGACCAAACUCAUUUAAAAGGCUGUGUUUCGCUGUGAUUUCCUAUGUUGUGCGGGAAGCUUAUAUGAGUAAUUAUUGACAAAUGAAUGAAAUCUCUUAACUGAAUGUAUUGCAUUUUAUAAGAACAUUAUUGUGUAUUAUUUAAAUACAGACAUUAUUCAUUCUUGUAAGGAAUAUAUAUAAUUUAACAUUUUAUUUACAAAUAAAUGUCUUACUAUUCAACUUGGUCAGAAGCCUGGUUGAUGCUCUCAUCAAAAAGGGUAUGAACCCUGAAAAAGGUUAAUAGUCUUUUGUUAAAACCUGUAAUUUUUUUCUUUGUGAAAUGAGAGCUUUAAUGUGAAAUGUGCGAUUUGAUCACACUGAUAAAUAACAUGCUUUAACUGUGAUUGACAAAUAAACUUGCUGUUUUGAAAUAAA
This is a messenger RNA of Clupea harengus (Atlantic herring), 6404 nucleotides long. RefSeq names its product GRIP and coiled-coil domain-containing protein 2 (gene gcc2). Lineage: Eukaryota; Metazoa; Chordata; Actinopteri; Clupeiformes; Clupeidae. Gene Ontology annotation, biological process: late endosome to Golgi transport. Bases 244 to 5205 code for a protein of 1653 amino acids. Gene Ontology annotation, cellular component: Golgi apparatus. The record is from RefSeq and is a predicted model, not a curated record. The transcript has 23 exons.